Perkinsus marinus ATCC 50983 is the source of this 435-nucleotide messenger RNA. RefSeq lists its product as hypothetical. Gene Ontology annotation, molecular function: metal ion binding. The transcript is spliced from 3 exons. Bases 1 to 435 code for a protein of 144 amino acids. The record is from RefSeq and is a predicted model, not a curated record. NCBI's taxonomy places the organism in Eukaryota, Perkinsozoa, Perkinsida, Perkinsidae.
AUGGAUACUGCUACAACCGCGACUCCCCUUCACGUGUGUGAAUCUGAUUAUCCUAAUGCCCCCAAGGAGGAGCCUUUCACCCUUCCUCCUGCCUACGACCCCGAACAAGGCUCUGCCCCCCAGGCAGCCCCAGUGGUGACCAAUGCUGAUGUGAGCAGCGGUGAGCCGCCGCAAAUGAGCGAUGUCGUCAAGAGGCUACUUAAAACCAGAUUCUGCCGUUAUGGGGAUCACUGCAAGUACGGUGCUAGGUGCUUCUACGCCCACAGCCCCGAGGAGCUGAGGCAGAGGCCUCCCCCUCCUCCUGGUUACCGCAAGGGCUUCCCUCAAGGACAUACAGCUCCCUUCCCUCCAGAGCAUAUGGCCGCUAUGGUGGCUUUUCAAGCCACUGCUUCCAGUGAUGCUACCGAUGUUGUCAAGACGAAUUUGAAGUACUGA